Messenger RNA from Clonostachys rhizophaga, 639 nucleotides. The record is from the annotation of a GenBank genome assembly. Lineage: Eukaryota; Fungi; Ascomycota; Sordariomycetes; Hypocreales; Bionectriaceae.
AUGCCCCGUAUUUGCGCCCCCGUCUCCAAGCAGCUCUCGCGCUCAGUCUCCUCCUCAGUCACAGCCGCCGCCAGAACAGCGGGUCACAAGAAUGCCGGCGCUGUGCUGAUGCCAAAGUACGCCGAGCUCCUGGGCAAGAAUGAGCAGAGCGACUCCUCCCGUGGUAUCACCACCACCCACCGCCCUACUCCACAGCCAUCCAUUGCCAACCGCAACAGGCCGCUGAUGCAGACCUUCUCCCACUCUGCCUCAGCUUCCACUUCCAGGCCUGACGGCAACCUGGGCACCACCGUCCUCCCCUCCUGGGACGCCCUCUACUCCAGGCCCUCCCAGGCCGACGCCACCCCCAUGGUCCCCAUCGUCCCGGACAACUACGGCGUCGUCAACGUCGUCGUCGACGCUCCCGUCAGCGCCCCGGAGGUCACCAUCGUCGCCGUGGACCCCGACAGGGUCUCCGCCAGCUCCCCCUUCUUCGAGGUCACCGGCCUCGACGGCGUUGACCUCAAGUUCGCCCAGCAGCCGGAACCUACCAAGGAUAACACCCAGGAGGACGGCCCCUCCCAGGGCAUGGUCACCGACAUCUGGAAGGGCAUGGUCGACGACAUCCUCGGCCGCGGUCAGCAAAAGAACCUUGCGUGA